Messenger RNA from Oikopleura dioica, 1827 nucleotides. The record is from the annotation of a GenBank genome assembly. NCBI's taxonomy places the organism in Eukaryota, Metazoa, Chordata, Appendicularia, Copelata, Oikopleuridae.
AUGUUGUGGAAAAAGUUAUCAAUCUUCUUGCCCAGCCUGGCUCGUUGUUGGGAUUUCUCCGUGGCGGUCUACGGUGGUCGAAAGAAUCUGACAGAAGCUUAUGUAAUCAACCCGAUAGAGGGAACUACCGACGCCCUUGGAGAUGAGCAUUUGUUACCUGGCCUCGGGCGAGUGUACCACACGAUAGAAGUGUUGAAUAAUGUCACUUAUCUGAUAGGAGGACAAGAACCUUCUGGUAAUCAAACUGGAAUGGAACCAAGUGAUCUUGUCUUCUCAAAAACCGCUAAAAACUCCCCUUGGGAGCUUUUGCCAAACUCGAAAAUGUCAUUUCCGCGAGCUCGUAUGGCGAGUACGAUUUUCAACGGCCGCAUUUGGGCAUGUGGUGGUCGAGGUGGAGCUGCUUUCGAGUCGCUCACCGUUUGUGAAAGUUUCAACGGAACACAUUGGUUUAGAGAAGCGAGCCUUUUCGGUGGAAUAGGAGUGCCUGCCUCACAACAAGGUCGCGACAGAUUCACAAUAUCGACCACCUCGGAAGGGAUGAUCGCGAUUGGUGGCCACAACUCGUUCUUGGGCGAGCCGCAAAAGUCCACUGAAAUCUACCAAGGUGGCGAAUGGAGCCCCGGUCCGACGCUUCCUGAAGCGCGCUACGGCCACCAAACAGUAGUUUACAAAGACGCCGUUUUCGUCUUCGGCGGUUUGGUGGAAAAUAGAGCGGCGAUUCUGAAGCUGGACAACUUCCAAAGCUACUGGUCGCCUGUCGGCCGGAUGGUCAAUCCGGUUAGACUCAAGUUUAAUGCGAUUUUGAAAGGGCCUGAAGUAUUUAUCUAUGGUGGCAAAUGCGAGAGGAUUGGAAAGCGCAAAUUUCGCAAACAGGAAACGUACGAUGUUUGCGAUCCCCAAGUGGAAAUAUUCAGCCUCGCCAGUUACCGUUCGAAGGCAGUUGAUUUUGAUUUUCCUGGGAAUUCUGACGCUCAAGCAAUUUUAUACGAAAAAAUUGAAGCUACAGGAGUUGAAGAAAAGCCUCAACCAGCCGCGGUUGUUGAUGUUCUCGCGGACACAAACGGUGAACCCGACAAUAACAAGACAAGAAAUACUUUGGGAAAUGACGACGAGGACGAAGCGAUGAAAUCGGAUGAUCAAAAGGUGUCUGAGCCUGUGGAGUUGCUGCUGGAUUUUGUUGAACAGAAAGACAAUCGAAAAGACGGUGAGUUCGAAGAAAUCGAAGAAUUCGAGGAAAUUGAAGUUUUUCCAAAUUACUCGGAAGAAGAGUACGAAAGUGAAGAGUACGAAAUCAGCAUUCCCUCGCUCUUGCCGAGUUUCAGCUUGCCGAAAGGAAACCUAGAAGAUCUUCUGAGCAUCAGAAAACGGCCAAAUUUGCCGUUUUUGUUUGAAGAGCAACCGGUCGAGGAGGAAAAGGAGCGUAAAACGGUCUCUGAGGUAAGUAAACUUGAAAAAUCUGAGUUUUCAGGAGUCGGAAAUUUUCAAACAAGAACAAGUGUCGGAACUGGAAUCUCUUGCUGGAGUUGUAAUAGCGCAGAUCCAUCAACGUGCGCAUCAUCCUUCACGACGUGCGCCCCCGGAGAAGUCUGCUAUCUUCGCGUAGAAAUGUACGACCGAGUGACUACCAGGAUUUCUGCUGGUUGCGCAGCGUCGGACGCCUGCGAGACUCAGAAGGCUCAGAACUUCCGCUUCAAUCUGCCGCAAACUCUUUCUCGGUUGAACCAGUGCCGUCCGCUCACUCCGUAUGUUGCUUCUGUUUGUCGACAGUGCUGUGCGACGGCGAAUUGUAAUAGCAACAUUCCCUCGGAUCUGAAUGGAUGGCUCUAA